Molecule: messenger RNA, 1597 nt
Organism: Glycine soja
Lineage: Eukaryota; Viridiplantae; Streptophyta; Magnoliopsida; Fabales; Fabaceae
Product: probable xyloglucan endotransglucosylase/hydrolase protein 6
Exons: 4
Coding region: 212-1102 (296 amino acids)
Biological process (GO): cell wall biogenesis; xyloglucan metabolic process
Cellular component (GO): cell wall; apoplast
Molecular function (GO): hydrolase activity, hydrolyzing O-glycosyl compounds; xyloglucan:xyloglucosyl transferase activity
Source: RefSeq, a predicted model, not a curated record
CGCAGAGGACAAAAGGGGUGCCAAGCAUGAAUAGCGUAGGCCCUAGUGAUUGUUCGCCAAAAGCUGUAUGGAAAGCAAUGCUGUUGUGACGCUUUCAAUUUCAAUCUUUGAGUGCAUUGUUGUUCCAAUUCUCAAAACUCCUUAUAUAAAUAACACACUUCCCUCCCCUCCACUUGCAUCCCAAAUUAACCAAUAAUAUUUUAGUUAAAACAUGUCCAUGGCCAUCAUUAACACUUUUGGAAACGUUGAUGUCUAUAUUCUAUUAUUAUCAUCAUGGUUUCUCGUAUCUGCUGUGUGUGUUUGGGGACGACCCGCCACUUUUCUGCAAGACUUUGAAAUCACGUGGUCAAAGACUCAUAUCAGGCAAAUUGAUCAAGGCAGAGCCAUCCAACUCAUUCUAGAUCAAAACUCUGGUUGUGGCUUUGCUUCCAAGAGUAAGUACAUGUUUGGCCGUGUUAGCAUGAAGAUCAAGCUCAUACCCGGAGACUCUGCUGGCACUGUCACUGCAUUUUAUAUGAACUCUGACACCGACACUGUACGUGAUGAGCUGGAUUUUGAGUUCUUGGGGAACCGUAGUGGUCAGCCUUACACAGUUCAGACAAACAUCUAUGCUCACGGAAAAGGAGAUAGAGAACAAAGGGUCAACCUCUGGUUUGACCCUUCUGCGGAUUUUCACACUUAUACUAUUAUGUGGAAUCAUCAUCAUAUUGUAUUCUACGUUGAUGAUUUUCCCAUUAGAGUGUACAAGAACAGUGAGGGAAAGGGAAUCCCAUACCCAACAAUGCAACCAAUGGGAGUGUAUUCGACAUUGUGGGAAGCUGAUAAUUGGGCAACAAGAGGGGGGUUGGAGAAAAUUGAUUGGAGUAAAGCACCUUUUUAUGCAUAUUACAAGGACUUUGACAUUGAAGGGUGCCCAGUGCCAGGACCUGCCAACUGUGCCUCUAACCAAAGUAAUUGGUGGGAAGGGGCUGCAUACCAAGCUCUUAAUGCCAUUGAAGCCCGAAGGUACAGGUGGGUUCGGCUCAACCAUAUCAUCUAUGAUUACUGCCAAGAUAAGUCAAGGUUUCCAGUGAUCCCACCAGAGUGCCUUGCCGGCAUUUAAACCCUAAAUUUCAUGUCACUUCAAUUAUUCAAGUACAGGAAUACCCCUAUAUAUAAUUUACAUUGUCCACUGUUCAAAAACAUAUCAUACUAUAUUUUAUCGGGAAAAAAAAACAUCAUACUAUAUAUACUAGAGUAAUCUAUUUGCUUCUGCUGAGUUAAUUUCAAUUUAUCCCAUGUGGUACGUCUCUUCAAUUAUUUCAAGUCUUUCAUAUAAACACGUGAAAUAAAAUGUACAUCAAUAAAACUAGGGGUAAAUUAUUAUGUCCCCAUACCAUACCACAUGGAUAAAUUGAAAUUAACACUUGUUUUGUUUUGGGGGAGAGGGCAAAUGAUUCUGGUGUAUGUGGGGCGAGGGCUAUGUUCGACCAGAAGAGAAUAAGUCAAAAGCUAUCUCUGGGUUUACUGUGCCUAUGUAUUUAAGUGCGCAUUGUUUGUGGUGUAAUAAAGCUUGCGCAUUAUUGUGAUGAUUCAUGAAGGAUAUUUUUGGGCUUGU